AUGGCUGAUCGCCAGUGGAGUGUUGUUUCUCCUUUGGCAAAUUUCGCCAGCAGCGCCGUCGCCCUGCUUCUUGUUUUCGCCGUGCUGAGUUCGCGAAGAGCGAAUGCGCAGGGCGAGCCGGACUGGCGAGCGGAAACGGCGUCUGUUCUUCAGCAGGUGUCGCAGCAGGCGUUUCUAUCCUCGUUCGCCGCCAUUUUCAGCGAGUUCUGUAACCACCAUGCCCAUGUGCCUCUGUUCGUUCUGCGCGUUCGCAUCCUCCCCCUCUCCUCUCCAGUCGCCUCCCUUCCACCAUUUUUGCAAGGCGGGCAGCAGCCCAUCACAGCCCCCGCCAAGCUGCUCGUCCCCACCAACGUGGGUCACUGGCAAUACCUAGCGCACUGGACCGCCCUCUCCCCCACGCACCAGCGCCGGUUACUGCGUUACCACAUCCUCCCCGGCCGCUACACCGCGCAGCAACUCCUGGACGCCCCGCCGCUCACCCUCUUCCCCACCUUCACCGCCUGCCGCUAA
This is a messenger RNA of Closterium sp. NIES-65, 510 nucleotides long. The record is from the annotation of a GenBank genome assembly. Lineage: Eukaryota; Viridiplantae; Streptophyta; Zygnematophyceae; Desmidiales; Closteriaceae.